AUGGCCGGCUUCAUCUGUCGUGAGAUCAGCGCGGACACAACUGAAGCAGAUGACCUCGCCAGCGUCGUGCAGGGGUUGUUCUACAGCGCACCCCCGGUUUUCGCGCUCCCUCUGUACACGUUCCUCCUCUGCUCUCCCGUCAGCACCGAGCUUCUACCCUGGCUGAACCAAACAAUAUCAUACAUCGUCAUCUGGGCGUUGACUAGCGCCAUCAUAUCCUGCACGGCACAAGGGUGCGCGACGUAUUUCGACCCGGCGGCGAAACGAUCAGCCAUCACCUCGGCUCUCGCGCUGUUGAAGGCAAGCUUGUUCCUGCAGCUGUCCCUCAAUGCCGUCGUCUUAUGUGUCCUUGUCGUCGUGUUCAUGAAUUGGCGGAAUGGUCGCAGCAACGGGAGCCACAGGGGUAUCAGUGGGCUUCUCACGGAGGAUGCAGAUGCAGUCGGAGGACGACGUGGGCCCACGGCUCGAUCGUCGCACAUAUUUGUGGUCUCCUUGUUGGGCUUGACCGUGUUACUUGUCGUGCGGAAUGUGUUUCGCACGGUUCAGGUCUUCAUGUCGCCUCUUUCUGGCGUCUGGGUGGACGAGGCGUACUUUUGGGUGUUUGAGGCGUGUGUCAUGGUGUGCUUUUCGGGGUGGUUCCACGUCGUGCAUCCGGCGAGGUAUGUUUCGCUGGGGUAUGCGUGCGGGUUGGGAGGUCCGUGUGCGUGA
Messenger RNA from Cladophialophora yegresii CBS 114405, 708 nucleotides. RefSeq lists its product as uncharacterized. Lineage: Eukaryota; Fungi; Ascomycota; Eurotiomycetes; Chaetothyriales; Herpotrichiellaceae. Gene Ontology annotation, cellular component: membrane. The record is from RefSeq and is a predicted model, not a curated record. The transcript is spliced from 2 exons. Bases 1 to 708 code for a protein of 235 amino acids.